Messenger RNA from Protopolystoma xenopodis, 1242 nucleotides. The record is from the annotation of a GenBank genome assembly. NCBI's taxonomy places the organism in Eukaryota, Metazoa, Platyhelminthes, Monogenea, Polystomatidea, Polystomatidae.
GGCGAACCGCUGGUAGACGAGGCCGUCGGGCUCUUCUCGACCUCAGACACGCCCAGCCUGUCUUUCUACGCCUGCUACUCAAGCCUGAGUCCGGUAGAUCCGGGCCCCUCGGGCUUCCUCUCCUCCUGCCCCGACCAGCCAGUCGGCUCCUCCGCCGGUCCGCCGGCCACUUGCCUCGCCGUCGCCCAUCGCCCUCUGCAGGCCACCUUUCGCCGCGACCUCCGCCUCGCCUCGACUCCCGCCCUCCCUCACGUCGGCAUGUCAUUCUCCUCCAACCCCUUUUCUCUGUUGCUCCACCAACCGGCCGCCGCACACUCACCGUCGCCGUCGCCGUCGCCGUCGCCACCGCCGCCGCCGCACAUUCGCUCGCCGACAACUUCGCCGUCGACCUCGCCCUCGUGUCGGCAACCGGCAGCGCCACAUUUGCCCGGACUCGAGCUGCCCCCGCCUCGGCUGCACGGCGCACAUGCACCUCAUCCGUUUCAGGCCUACCAACACGCCUCCGCCUACGCCUACGCUCCGUACGGAUUUGCAGAACGGACCUCCUCCUCCUCCUCCUCCUCUUCCUCCUCUUCCUCCUCUUCUUCAUCCUCUUCCCUCUCUUCCCUCUCCGUCUCCGUCUCUGCCUCGACGUCGGCACCGGCGUUGGCCUUGGCCUUGGCGUCGACGUCGACGUCAGCUACGCCCAAUUGCUUGCCGGUCGGCGCUUCGCUCGACGCCAGCCCCGACGACUACAGCUUCCUUGCAGAGACUCUGAAUGCCACCACCUCAGGCGCCGCUGCUUCCGGCGCGCCAACUCCCAGCCCCGGAGCCGUCCAGUCCGCAGAUCUGUUGCUAAUGUCCGGCCUCGACUCACCGGCUCCUCAUCUGGCGCCACUGUCCGCUCGUCAACCGGCCCUCGGACAGAUUCGCACAGACUGCCGCCUCGUGGCCGACUACCAACCGGUCGGCAUGACGCCAAUGCACCAACACCACCACCAACAUCAACACCACCAACAACACCAACAACAUCAGCACCAGCAGCAGCAGCAGCAGCAGCGCUCGCCACUGCUGCCUCCGGUGACGGGACAGACCGACGCAACGGUCUCACGCAGAGCCUCGUCCGGACGACAGAUCAACGGGCAGAAGACGCAAGUGGCAGGCACAUUUGCUGGAAAGCGGACCGCACUCGGAGCCCAGGCAGGCAGGGAUGUCGAAGUCGAGCAGCACGAUGAGCUGGCAAGUGAGUUGUCGUCAUCUUAG